Octopus bimaculoides (California two-spot octopus) is the source of this 8364-nucleotide messenger RNA. Its product is annotated as tryptase. Lineage: Eukaryota; Metazoa; Mollusca; Cephalopoda; Octopoda; Octopodidae. Gene Ontology annotation, biological process: proteolysis. The record is from RefSeq and is a predicted model, not a curated record. Gene Ontology annotation, molecular function: serine-type endopeptidase activity; chitin binding. Gene Ontology annotation, cellular component: extracellular region.
UUAGAAGUUAUGGUUUAAAAUUAUUUUUAAUACAAAAAUUCACCUGUUAGGAAGGAAGAAGGAAAAAAAAAUGGCUGAUUCCGGGCAUUUUCGACCAUGAGGAAUCCAUUGGUGCGACUCCCAAAUUGCUAUCUUGUAAGGUGUGAAUUUCUAUAGAUGUAACACACACACACACUCACAAACUCAGCUUUACAACAUGUACUGAUACUGAUAUUAUAAAGAAUUAAAUGGCAAAGACGACCUCGGCGGAAUUUGAACUCAGAACGUAAAGGCAGACGGAAUAGCGCUCAGCAUUUCGCCCGGCGUGCUAACGUUUCUGCCAGCUCGCUGCCGCGUGUAUGUAAAUAUAUACAUGCAUAAGACGGUACUCCAGCAUGGCCGCAGUUAAAUGACUGAAACAAGUAAAAAAAAAAUAAAAGAAUAUAUAUAUGUGCACACAUAUAUAUACCUAUAUAUGUGUAUGUAUGCAUACACACAGAUACAUACACAUAUAUGAAAUUUUAUAAAACAGAUCCUUUAUCUCCCCUACUCCUCGCCCCCAAACUUUUUCACUGAAUCCAUUUUGGGAGAAACGCAACCUUAAUAAUCUCAAAUACGCACGUCUGCUAACUUAGUUUCUCUAUGAAUUUUCUGAACUGUGGUCUGUUUAUGUCCUCAGUGCUCCCAUUUGACAUCACACAGUUAAGCUGACAUUCCGCAGUUUAAACUAUUUGCUCAGACGUAACAUUAAUCUGAUGGCUUACUCCCUACCUUCACCAAUCGCAAAAGCACCGCUUUCUUUCUCCUUUUCUGUUUAAUCUACUUGGAAAGUUCGUCUGUACGCGGUGUCAUUGAAUGCUCAGAUCGAUGUUUGAUCAUUCUGCACUUGAUUUUACGAAGUAAGCAGUUUGAUUCCCGUAAACUUAAACAAACUCAGCACUAAAUCGUCGACGUGUAUGUAUGUAUGUGCGUGCGCGCGCGUACAUAAAUGUAUGUGUGUAUGUAUGUAUGCAUGUAUGUUCACUGAUACUUAUGGAAGAGGCCCCCUGUUGUAUAUUCCUUGUUAGUUUCAGUAUGUUAGAAUAUACAAAUGCUUCAAUUAUGUUUGUCUUUUCUAAUUACUAAGUUAUUUAAACGGCGAUCAGAUUCUUUAUCAACGUAAUUAAAAAUAAACUGUACUAAAUACACAAUUACACGCGUAUAGAAAAACCGGGGACACCCCUACUCCAGAUUAUAGAAGGCUUCAUUCGUCUACAGCUUAAUUUUCGGAUUCAUUAUCACUAAGUGAUUAAUGAAUUCUACCACCACUAUCAAUUCCACCAGUUUCUAAAUAGAAUAUCACUCGAUUACAGGUAGAACAGUCUACUACAGGUAAGUCUUAACAGCGUGUUGAAUUAGGGCGUAUAGACACAAAAUAUUUGCAGCGUCGACCAUGCGAAAGAUGUAAUGACAUGGAUACGUGAAUACUAGAAGGGAAACUGGAAAAGGGCCAACCCAAGAAUACCUGUUGCUGGACUUUCCAAAAUGACUCCCACUUACAAUAAUCAUGAGAACCAGUUGGAUAAGAGUGAAGAUAGAACUGUAGUAGAUCGACUGGAUUGUUGAAAUGUCAACAUGCAGUUUUUACUGUCCUAAAAAAAGUGAAAGUAAAUUGUUCUUAAAAAACGAAAGUAUGUGAUAGAAACUGGAAGUGAUGACAGAGGCAUGUCAAAAUUUCAUAAAACAUGCCUGAUGGGCUGCUUUUGUGGGUCAAGGCAACUUCUAUACUCAUGAAGUUGUCAACCAUUCACUCAAUCGGUUUCGCCUUCAUUAACAUAAUAAAUACUAGUUGUCUGGAGUGAAAUGGGUGGGGUCAGAAGAGACUCGGUAAAUAUCUGAUAAUGAAGAGAAUAAAAGGUGAUAUAAAACGACAAUGGUUCGAGUACAGACAGAAAGACAACAAUCAUAGCCAAAAAUAUAUACAUUAGUACACUGGGCAAAAAAAAAAAAAAAAAAAAAACACAGAAAAGUGGACAGUAAAGAGGAAAGGAUGCCUAGACAUGUCAGUAUUGGUGAAUUUCGGAAAGAACAGAAUUUUUGAAAGAUGCACCAAUGUCAGUAUUUAUUCUCUGCUUCAAUGAGUCUGAGCGUGAAAAAAAUGUUUCCAAAAGUAACGGACUGAAUAAUAAAAAUUUUUUUUUAUAAGCAUGGCCACGAGUGGCAGAGGUAUUGAAUUCAAAAAGAUGGGUAAAUUUGUUAUUGGAGACAUGGUGGAUAAUCUUUUGGGUUUCUAGCAAGUCAGCUUCUAGACGUCAACGCUGUAGUAUGUCCAUGCCCAGAAAAGCAAAACAUUCAAGAUAUGCUAGACGGUUGGCGUAAAGUAUUCUUCUGGUUGCAGAGAUACCUUACUGCAUUUAGUUACAGCCUUUAAUGAUGUAAGUUCAAAUCCCUCGCUGUCAACUUUACUUUUCAUCUUUCUGGGGUCGAUAAAUUAAAGCGUUAAUCAAGAACUAAUGUGGAUUGUAUCGAGCUUACUCACGCAAAAUUUAUGGUCUUGUCUCAACGACAGAAAUAAAUUAUAAAAUCUAGACAGCUCUUGAUAGAACAAUAUGCAAAUCUCUCGAGAAUCGAGAACGCAAUUUGGUCUCGAUGCUCGGUUGAUUGCAAUGGCGUAGAGUGAGGUGUGCAAUGUAUGCGGACCAUAUAUGAUGGCCACUCUUCGUACGUGUGUUUACUAUAAGCAAAGGUAUGUUACAUUUCAAGAAGAGGGCAACCAAUUUGGCCACCACACAGGGUAGCGAAAAGCCAUACUACGUCACUUGCAGAUUAAUACUGGGUAAUUUCACUGAUGUCUCUAGGAAUCCACAACUAAACUAUUACACAUCUCACCUUUCCCUGACACCUAGUUAAAGAAAAAAGAAUUUAGUAAGAAAGAUUGUACCGUUAUAAUUGUAUAAUCUGACGAGCCACUUGCAUUCCAAUUUUGAUAUAUUGCCUAUUAAAAUCAAUUCUCACAUCUUACACUUCUGGUCUCUUUUAAGCGGUCUGGUCGUUAAAUCGUAGUUGGUGAAGGUGAAAAUGACCCUACUAAUAAUGCUUCUAUAUUCUUUAUUACCCGGACAAAUUUGGUUAAAACCCAGGGCUAGUCGCCUAAUCUACUGAGACCCAUUUCUCGUUACUGAGCUAACGCGGUUUCUAAUUCAAGCGUUCUACACCCUUAAAAAUGUUUGAAUGUCACACAGUUUUAUCUCACUCUGUCAGUUCGUGCAUUUGGAGCAAAAUAAGAAAUUGGUUCACUUAGACGAUCGUUUGAGUUGUUUUCUUGAUUCCUGUUCUGAGAUUAAAUCAGUUCAUUUCACCAAUUCUAGUGAGAAAAGUAUAAACUUCACCCACUUCUCAUUUCGAGACCUUGUAAUUUGACGAAAACAAAAAAGAAAAGAAAAAUCCAUUUUGAAACAAAAUGCAACUGGAGUGAUUUGGUGCAAAAUAGCGUAUGUGUUUGCGAUAAAGAAAUGUUGUGUGUGUGUGUGUGUGAGAGAGAGACAGAGAGGAGGGGGUAUGUGUAUGUGCGUCUCGCAAACAAUCUUUUUUGUUUUUAUCUCGUUUUUGUAUUUGUGUGCAUUUAUUUUUUUUGUCUAUUUAAUCCAAGCUGAAAGUUGUUUUAUCAGCGAGCAGACAAGAUAAACAAUAUCCCCUUAACUCAGACUCUCAAUCGUCACUGCCGCCUUCCCCAACCACCACCACCAAUAUCAUCAUCGACAUCACUACUACCAUGACCUACACCUGUACAACAAACAACCACCACCGUCACCGUCACCGCCAUAGUCAUCGUCCCAUCUAUCGACACUAGAACACCCAUAGCAUCAUCAUCAUUAUCACCAACAUCCUCAUCACCACUAAUAACAGCAGCAACACAAUCGCUACGAUCGGUACUUCAGAAAUGAAAUACCCUACUUAAGGUCAUGUGGACGGGUACGUUAAAGAAAAUAAAACUUUGAGCCGGACGUAUUUACCGAGAGUGUGAGAAUUAAAUUAUAUUAGCAUCAGUGCGCGCGCGCGAUGUGUAUGUGUGUGGUUGGCUGGGUGCGCACGUGUGUAAAUAUGUGUAUAUGUAUGUGUGUGUGUAUAUAUAUAUAUAUAUAUAUACACACACACACAUAUACAGCAGAGUAGUAGUGGUGGUGUAAGGACGGGAUAAAGUAAGCAUGUCUUUCCAUGUUGGCGAGUGCGUACUGGGGAGGGGUAGACAGGUGGUUUGAAGAACGGGGUUAACAGUGUUAUAAAAGCAAGAAAAGAGGCCGUACAACUUACAUUUGGUUUCACGAGGAAAACUGUAUGUCGCGUCUGUUGCUUGAUAAUAACAAACACUAGUUCGUGACCAGCUUACUAAAAGCAUUUCUUACAAUGACCCAGUCAUCUGUAGUUAUGCAGGGCCGGCUUGCUGGGAACCUGUUCGGUGUGCUUGCUUAUAAAGACUCGAAGAUAAAGAGCUAAAGCGAAUGUUUGCUCCUACUAACUCCAUAAAACAUACAUAUAUACACCACAUUCACACAAGAUUCUUUUCCCCUUCAAACGUGACAAAGUUCUGUAACAUAUGUGUGAAUUGAAAGUCUCAGUGAGAUAACAAACGAAAGGAGUUUUAAAUUGUGCGGAGUAAGGCCAAUAUUAAACAACCACAGAGAAUCUAUGUGACUUACAUUUAACUAUUAUGAUCGGUAGUCAUUAAUUUUAACACUUCCUUCAAUGAUGACAAUAAUUCUGAAACAUAUAUAUUGUUUAAAACACCUGCCCCUGUUUGAGCGAUUACCUUCAAAACGAAACAAUCUCAUUCAAGUGGUUUAGGAUACCGUUCUCCACUACUUCAUACUCCGAUGUGUAACCCUUACAAAUUGAAAUUUAAAUGAAUAUAUUUUUCCCCUAAUUUUUUCCCUCAACUGUUGGAAUAUUUUCGAAGUUACCUAGAAUUUUAUUUAUUGGUAAGGGGGUGAAAAAUGUAAAGAAAGAGAAAUGGAUUUUAAAAAUAUUUAAGUAUUCUUAUAUUAAUAUGUAUUUUUAACAGAUUUUUUUUGUCCAAUCUCUAAACAAAGGUAUAGAGGAAAAAAUACUCAAUAUAUAUAUAUAUAUAUAUAUAUAUAGAGAGAGAGAGAGACAUGUACACAAAUGCAGUUUCAGAGCCACACACACACGCACACACACGCACGCACGCACAUACACACACACACACUGUCAUAUUUUUAUGAUCAUGCAAGAUGAAUAUUUCAGAAAUUUGAAUUGAUAUUCAAAAGAAAUAUUAAUUAUAAAUAAACGAUGGCUUUCAAUAAUUUUCAGUUUUUCGAUCUUGUUGAAGAAUAUAUAUACCCUAAAUAAUUCGGUACUUCGUCAGAUCAAUACACCUCUGUCAUGUAUCAAUGUAGAAUAAUAUAUGCACAUAUAUAAAGACCUUAAGAAUGCUAUUUCUACGAACCCUAAUAUUAUUAGUCAUCAUAUUGAACGUUUGCUCAAGGCGUAGAUAUUUCUUUCGUUGGCGUAGCAGACGUUUUAUGCCAAUUGCCAAAUUUCCGUGUACAUCAAAAGAUAUGCAAUGGGUACGACAUCCUUUCAACUGUUCUAUGUAUUUUGUAUGUGGACACGGCGUACCUCAUCAAAUGCCACCUUGUCCCAUGGACAGAGUCUGGUCGAACAAAGUGACAAACUGCGUUCCAGUUGGUUCCAGGUGGGAUGACUGCAAGACAGUCGGAAGAAUGGAAAUGAAUUCCACAGGAAUUAACGACAAAAGACCAGUUGUGACCGGUAAAACUACAGUUACACACCUCGGUACAUCCCCGUCUUCUAGGUUUUCAUUUCUGCUCACUUCAGAGGCAUCGACAACUGAAGUAACAACACAUGCAUCAAAAUCCAUUAAGGGCCAACCAAACGUUACUCCUACAUCGAAGCAAUGGAAAUAUUCUACAUCUGGAAAACAACAGUGGAAAGAAAGGCAAACAUCUGUGCAAGACAAUCUUUCAACUCAAAUCCCUAUUGCUGAAUGUGGUGUUGCGACUACACAUAUGAUAGUCGGAGGUAUCCCGUCAAAAGAAGGCAAAUGGCCUUGGAUGGUUUCGUUACGGCUGACAUGGGCCAAACGCCAUGUGUGUGGAGGAACAUUAAUUCAUCCACGUUGGGUGAUCACCGCAGCACAUUGUGUUUUUGGGAAUCAGUUUGAGAAGGAAAGUGACUGGAGAGCUAUCUUGGGAGAAUUCCAGCUUGGAGUCAACACUGGAAAGGAAAUGCAUCGGAAAAUAGAUCUUAUCUUACGGCACCCCAAUUUUAUAAAUGGGGGUAAUUAUCCAAAUGACAUUGCUUUAAUGCGUUUGGAUCAUCCUGCUGAUGUUGCUGGUUUUUACGUUAGACAAGCUUGCAUCCCAGACAAGAAUGCUGGCUUUCGUCCUGGCGAUGAAUGUUGGACAAUGGGCUGGGGUGAGACAAAAGAUUAUGGAGACCAGAGCAUUCUGCAAGAACUGCAAGUUCAUGUCAGAAGUAAUUCAGAGUGUUCUAUCCGGUGGGGUCGACGACGAAUCCUCAAUUCACAUAUUUGUGUUGGAAAUGGUGAUAACGGAGCAUGUAAUGGAGAUUCCGGUGGACCAUUAGUUUGUGUACGUAAUGGCUAUUACUAUCUUGUUGGUAUUACAUCUUGGGGAGUGAGUGGAUGUCGAACGUCUGGAUAUCCCAGUGUCUAUACGCGUGUUGCCUUCUAUUCUGACUGGAUUCACCAAAAAUUCUCCAACUACACAAACAUUGAAGCUAAGGAUGAACCUUUUCACCAAUAAAUUUACUUCAUUGAACCGAACACUGCUGAACAUGGAUGAAGUCUCUCGUUUUAUGAAGUGCAAGUUCUCAUCACUGUAUCUCUGAUGUAAAAUCAUCAAAAGAAAACCCCCCAAAAAUAUAUAAUUAAAGAGGAGGAAAUGAAGAAUGGCAAGAAAAUGUUUCAAGCAGUAAAUAUUGAUUUCUGUAGAUUUCUUGUCAUUUAAAACCUGAAAUGAUAUAACAUGAAGACAUGAGAAUUAUAUUAUUUCUGUGAUAACACUGAAGACUGUUAGCACUGCUGUGCACUAUUUAUGCCUCACAACAAAAUCAUUUGCAGCUCUACAAAAAUAUUGGUAGUCAUCUCUUUGGUCGAUUUUUAUUCUUUCCCCUCCUGGGAACAAUCAAAGCACAUGGCCAGUAAGAAGCUUCAGAGUUGUGAGAAUAAUGAAAAUUAUGGAGUUUAUACUUCCAAAAUUUAUUAAAUUCCACAUGUCGAACAACCCAGAUUUAGAAACACAGACUUGAUCUCACUGAGAGCUAAACCAUGGCAUGAUAAUAAACAUUCCAGUUUUUAAUACAAGUGUUUUGGUUUAAAUAAGCUAAGGCUAAUUAACAUUUUGUAUUAUAUCAUCAUCAUUGUUGUUGUUUUAAUGUCUACUUUUCCAUGUUUGCUUUGGUCAGAUGAAUUUCUUUGAGUCAGAUCUUCUACAACCAAAUACUUUUCAUAAUACCAACCUUUUUUCUCUUAGUCUGGAUAUUUUUCAUGAAAAAUUGCAAGCAAAACGAUACCUUUUGAUGGUGACAUUUGUUUACAACUUGUAUGUGACAUGGACGUCUUUCAGUUUCUGGCUCUGUUUGGCCCAGGGCUAUAAUAAUUUUAUAUAAAGUAUCUCCAGACUACAAUGACAAUAUUUUUGAAUCAACAUUACAAUCCCUGUGGAAAGACUAAGAUUCAAGAUUUCUUGAAAAGAUUUGAUUGUCUCAAGUCUAUACAGUAAAUUGAUGCUGAGGAAAGUUUACUACGUCACAUAUAUAUCAUCAUCAUCAUCAUUUACUGUCCAUUUUUACAUGCUUGCAUGGAUGACAUAAAAUUUGCUGAGGCAGAUUUUCUAUAGUUGGACGCCCUUCCUGUCAUCAACCGUGGCCUAUUUCCAGGCAAAGUAAUAUUUCGCCCCUUGGCUAGACGUGUUUUUGGCAAAAGAAACAAACAGCAUUACUUCUUUAACAGCAAUGCUCAUUUAAAACCAUUAUGUGAUGUCAUAACAAAGAUACACACAUGCGCGCGGGCACACACAUGAUGCACUUCUUCCAGUUUCUUUCAAUAAAUCAACUCACAAGGGUUUGGUUGACCUGAAGCUAUUGUAGAAGACAUUUGCCCAAGGUACAAUGCAGUGGGACUGAACCCGAGACUACAUGGUUGGGAAGUGAGGUUCUUACCUACACAGCUAUGCCUGUGCCUAAUUUUUUUUCCUUUUAUUUGGGUGAGUGGACUGAUUGGCAAGCAGGUAUAUUGUUGAUAUACACCUAAUAAAUGUGAAACCGCAAUUGACUGAUUGGCAAAUCAAUUAGCACAAGUGCACACUUUUCAAGAAGGUAUCAUAAUAAAGAUAUUAAUGUGUA